UAUUUCACAAUCUGACAUCCACUACUUUCCCCUGCCAGUCGGAGUAGCGGGAGAUUUGUUAUGGCCCCGAGAAGACCGACAACAUCAGCUCAUCGCAGAUUUACAGACGGUUUUGUCAUGAACGGUGUUCGGCAGUGUGUUUAACCUUUCUCUCCACUGGACUAUGACUCUUCCCAGGUGAGCUUGGCAGAAUGACUGAGGAGAGUCUGGGGAGUGAAGAUAAGGAGAUACUGAGGAGGCGACUGGAGCUGCUGCAAAGAGAGUACGAGAGAACAGCAGAGCGGCUACAGAGAGCAGAGCGGAGGGAGGUGGUCCGCAAGCAUGUGCAGAACAGAAUCCUUGACCAGAACCGUCUGCUGCAGAUCGACACGUCAGGUUCUUCUUCUGUGUUAAACUCGGACCUGCCAUCUAACCAGACCCUGCCACUGGAAACUGAGCCUGAUGGUUUCCUCUCAGGGAAGAAACCCCUCCUCGUCCGUUUCCGUCUUCCCGAUGGGUCGGACACGUCUCCUUGUUCCACGCAAACAUGUAGGCGAAGCCCCACUCAGCGCCUGCGUUCCAAGCGCAGUCGUCUGCGCCUGCAAAGCAGAGAGAGGGAGUCUGACACUGACAGCCAGGAGAAAGUGAGAGGUGCAGUGGAGGAGAGACGGAGAGUAGAGAAUGACCGGAAAACAGAACUGGAAAAUGAACCUGAGACGACUAAUCAGGAGAACGGCCUGGGUGUGGUGAGAGAUGGUGAGAAAGAAAGGAGUGAAACUACCAGAGGGCAGACUGAAGAAGAAGAGAACCCGAAUGGAUGGAAAGAGAAAGAGGGUGGUGAAGAAAGGCAGAGAAAGGAGUUGAUAGAUGGGUUGAGGGAAAGUGAAGCUAAUUCUGAUUUGGCGUUACGGAUGAUUGUAACUCCCCAUUCAGCAGCAGAUAAUUCUUCAAUAGACCACCUUCAAUCACCUGGGGGAAUCUUUCCCACAAGCCAGGUGGAAGUUAAGAUCUCUCCUGUUGGCCAAUCAGCAGAUGAAGGUUCUCAAACAAGCUCUGCUACCUCUGACCAGUUACUUAUGCAGGUACAGUCUUCCCAGUCAGCUGGCCUUUCCGACCAGUCAAAAGAUGAGAACGAAGGAGUUGUUAGUGGUGCAGAGAAGGGCUGUGAAGACAUGGUGACUGUUCCAUUCUCAUCGGAAAAGGCUGGUUUUCUCGAUUCCUGUACACUGAUAGAGGGUUUGCCUUUUCCGGUGGAGUAUUACGUCCGUACAACCAGGCGAAUGGCCGCAGCCCACAGCCCCGUAGACCUGGACGCUGUCAUUCACAGCCAGCUCUCCAGGGGGAGGGGCAGACGACGGUCCAGCCUAUCACAGAGACAAACUGGAGGUCAUGUGACCUCUGAGGCUUCACAACCAGAUGGCAGGGUAGUUUACCAGCCCAGACAGAGAGGGCGUGGUCGAAGGGGGCAUAGAGGGCGCAGGGGAAUGCGACCGGCAGGCAUGACAUCAGGUUCCCCAGCAGUGUCAUGUACAGAACAGCAUGAAUCAGAAUCAGCCACUCAAUCUCCAUCCCUCCUCCAAUCACAGCCUCCCCUCCCAGCAGAGCCCAUCCCACAGGCAGAGGUAGAGUCUCAGGCUGAGGCAAUCCCAGCACCAGAGCCUGCCUCGAGUACCCAGCCAAAGGGGACCGUUUUUAAGCACCUUUCAGAUUCUCAGCUCUACCUGGACUGUAAACUCCUACCAGAUUCUGAGGUGUACCCAGUCUUCAGGAGGAGGCGUGGCCAAGCGGAAAGAGUUGGGUCGUGUUCCCAAGCCAAUGCAAGCAGGAGUGACUGCACACCUCUUCUGCCUUCUUUAGUUUCCCUCGCUGAAGCUUUGAGGAAGAAGAAUUCGAGGCACCUUGGCCAGCUGCUGUCGAUGUUUGACGUCCAGGAUUUUCACCUGCCUGACGAUGAGUUUGGCCAACUGAAACUACAGCGGCUCCGCACGUCCUGCUUGAACCUGGAGCCCUUGACUCCACAUUAUUCACCUUACAACACGCGUCACAGCAGCAGAUGCUUUAGGGCACAUGGGGAUAAGGACCGUUCUAAAGCAGAUGAACAGUUCAUUUCAGAGCUCCUACCACCCAGCUGCUCCCUGGAAGGUAGCUUUCCUCUGAGCCAGGUGAGCUCUGCUGAGGGUUCAGUGGUGAAAGGGAAUCCAGAUGAAUCACAAAAGCUCACAGAGACUGCAAACCAGUUACAGUCUGAUACUGGCAGCCAGGAAUCCUGCGUCACCAGUUCUGAACAAGGAAUGAAUCAAGGAACUGAGGAUCUUACACAGUUGAGCAUCAACCACCAAUUAAAUGAGUCUACCACAUGCAAAGGUCGCUCUAUAGCAGUCUCAGCCACUGAAGACAAGGAAAAACCCAUGAUCUGUAACAGAGAACUAAGUGGGGAACUUGCGGUGAAUGCUGAUGAACCACACACAUUUCCACAGACUGAUCAAAACAAAUGCGGCCAUAAUGAAGCUCAUGAACCAUCGGAUGAUGGGUCCCAGUGCCCGGUGGUCACAAACCUUAGCAUGUCCUUUAAAUCACAUACACAGCAUGGUCCUGACCCUUCCCUUCCCUCUCUGGGCAUCACCCCUGAUCUUUUGACCCCCAACUCACCCUCAGUCUUAACUUCUAUUCUCUCUUCUCCUCCUGACCAGAGUAUUGCUCUGUGUUCUUCGCAACCUGUGGCUCCAGCUGUGGUGACCAUCUGCCAGGCUAUGGCACAAAACGAGAGCCAGACUCACGCUAAAAGAGAAAUCCAAGCACCAUCAGGGCCUGAACCAGGAGAAACCACUGAAUCAGCCAGUGAGGUCUGGCUAAGCCCUACAACGAAGAGUCCACUCCAGACCAUUUCUGAGCGUGUUCAAGCAAUGCAUAAGCCUGUUUCUGAGAAUGGUCAUGAAACCAAGGAGUUGGAGACCCAACACCAAGACAUCAAGCAGUCUGAGAAUGAGCUUCACACUAUUACCGAAAAUGUGAUUCACCCUCAAACAGAGAAUCCGCCGCCUUCUCAGCGUGUGGACGUUGGUGGUGGCAACGAGGCCAAGCCCUGCACCACCAACGAGACAUCAGUCCUGUCAGCAAUCCAGAGAGCAGCUGGUAUGAAUAUUUUCGCUUCUAAUGUGGCUGACCAAACCAAUACACCCUCAGAAGACACCGCCCAGGCAGCUGACGCUGAGACCCUUCACCGGAGUCAGCCUACAGGAGCCUCACAUCACUCUGACCAGGUCAUUUCCUGUAGCACUCUUCAGAAGACUCAUACUCUAAAGGCGCUGGAGGGAGGAUGUGUGUUGGACGUGUGUUUGGUUCGAUGGCCGUCUGAGAACUGGGGUGUGUGCGUGGCCGGAGAGUGGAGUGUGUGCGUUUGGGCUCAGAAGGUGGGAGUCCAGCAGUGGAACCUUCUACACACUUGGACCUUCACAGAGUCUGUCAUCUCUCUUCAGGAGGUUCCAGAUUCUCCUGGCUUGCUUUGUGUGUGUUUGGGGAGGCUGGAGAUCACAGAGGUGAGGAUCCUCUGCUGUCCCAGUAUCGAUGGAGAGUUCUCUCAGGCCGAGUUGUGUAAAGGUUCUCUACAGGCAGUGGAGGCUGUAUCUGACUGCAGGCUGGCGUGCUGCUCUGCUCCUGGAGCCCAGCAGAAAGUCACGGUGUUCACACUCACUCAUGAUGGCAGGGUUGCAGAUACUCUAUCCCUGGUCUCUACAAAUCGAAGUAUUCAGGCCUUGGCAGUUGUCGAAAGGAAAAAAGAUGCACUGAUCGGAUGGACCGAAUGUAAGACCCUCCUGAUAUGGAAUAUGAAGUUAGGCCAACUACUUCAGACUAUACGACUGGCAGAGACCAUGUCCAUGGCAACCUGUCUGAAGGGAUAUUCCUACAAGGGGGCGCUCUGUGUAUUACUUCAGCGUGCAAGUGCAUGUGAUGAAAAGAAUGGUUCGGCUCUUUUCUCUCUAAUCGCCAUGAACCCACUUACGGGCAAAUACGUCACACUGACCUCUGUCACCAGCCCAGCUCCUCACGUAGAGAGGUUGAUAGAUGGUGACGUUUGUGAAUCUGCGCUUGUGGGUGUUUUCCAGUCUGGCCAUCUGUCCAUCUGGGAUUUGAGAAGAGGCGUGGCCAGCGUGCUUGGAAAUGGGGAAGCCCAGCUGUGUCGGCUAGCGCGGUGGGCGGGGCCAAACACUCUACUCACUGGAUAUCUAAAUGGAGAUGUUAAUAUCUAUCAGUAUAAACGUCCAGAAACCAAAUUAAUUUGUCAUUAGUGGCUCUUUCUCUUGUUUCGUUAUUUAUUUAUCAAAAAGAGUUUGUGUUUAUGUGUGUAAGUAAAGAGUUUGCUUCAAAAUAGAACUAUUAUAAACUUGCACAUGCCAAUUUUAGCUUCAGAAAUGGCUUCAAAAUAAAACAUUUACAUAAAGUAUACACAUGAAGCACUUUUUCUGCCAUGUCUUUGAAAGAAAAGAAACAUUUUU
Colossoma macropomum (tambaqui) is the source of this 4472-nucleotide messenger RNA. It is a transcript of the gene palb2, whose product is annotated as partner and localizer of BRCA2. Gene Ontology annotation, molecular function: protein binding; DNA binding. Gene Ontology annotation, biological process: double-strand break repair via homologous recombination. The record is from RefSeq and is a predicted model, not a curated record. The transcript has 13 exons. The coding region runs from base 192 to 4265 and encodes 1357 amino acids. Gene Ontology annotation, cellular component: nucleoplasm. Lineage: Eukaryota; Metazoa; Chordata; Actinopteri; Characiformes; Serrasalmidae.